UAAAUAUUUAUACUUACAGGGAGCAUAUGAUAUUAGAUGGACUAGAUAUAAUAUAUGCCCAGGAUCCAAAUCAAAGAAUUCGACUAACAUAACAUUCGCAUUGGUAAAGGAAACUGCUGAUUAUCUUGCCAAACUAAUAAUAAUUGAUGUCUUCUGUAAAAAUUCAGUCGAUGAGAAGCGAUAAAGGCACUAACUCCAUUCAAGAUUCCUGAAGAUAUAUUCGACGAAUAUCUAUCUGAACUUUUUGAAGAAAUGCAAAGAAUGGAUUUUGAUGUCUACAAAUAUAAAAAAAUCUACCAGUAAAUUGGUUCAUAACUGCUUGUGUAUGUCAUAAAAAUUAGAAUUUUGUCUGACAUUUGGCCACAUGAUCUUUCCAAUAUUAAGUAGACAGGCGGUAAUGGGUCACGCAUGCAAAGUGUUUUCUUUCUAAAUUGCAAUGCUGGUACUUAUCAAAUCCUGAUGGCGAUUGUGACUCGACUUAUAUUCAGUUUCUGUAACAAUGUUGCAAAAUCAGCGUGUAAUUGCAUACAAUACCUUAUCACAUUGUAAAUUAUGAUUACUGGCGGUAGGGUGACACACCUACACACAUGAGGUUUCGUUACCCGUGCGUGGGUUUGUCCACAGCCCUUAUUGAGAAGACUAGUGCAAUGAUGUAUCUAGAAGAGUAUGUGAAUAUAUUGAAUUGGAAAAUGGACUCAAUGAUCCUAGACAUUGGUUGUGGCGAUGGGAGUUUGACAUCAAACAUUUUCAAAGAAAUAAUUCCGAAUUGCAAGACCAUGAUAGGCUGUGACAUAAGCGAAGAUAUGAUACGAUUCGCAAAUGAACACUAUGCUUCGGAACGUGUUAAUUUCACUACCCUUAACAUAGAGGGAGACCUGCCAGAUCAGCUAAGGGAACAUUUCCACCAUGUCAUUUCCUUUUUUGCUUUACACUGGUGUCUUCGUCAAGAAACUGCGUUCCAGAACAUAUACGAUAUCCUUAGGGACGAUGGAAGUUGUUUCGGGAUUGUCGUGGGAAAAACAUCAUUAUACGAUGCAUACAGGACCCUUGCUAAAACCGAAAAAUGGAAGCCAUGGGUUAUUGACGUUGAAAAAUAUAUAUCUCCAUACCAUGACAGUCAGGAUUCCCUUAAAGAAAUGCAACAAUUGUUAGGCAAAAUUAGAUUUACUACAACAAAAUUAGAACACAAGAAAAUAUUUCACGAGUACGAAAAUCUAGAGAAAUUAAAAGGUGGAAUAAUGUCUGUGGUGCCUUUCAAGAUCCCGGAUGAGUUACAUGAAGAUUUUUUUAAAGACUUAAGUCAAGAAAUGCAGAUGUUUGACACUAAAAAGUACAAUUACAAAAAAUCUACUGACGAUUUUGUCUUUAACGUGCAAAUACUCGUUUUAUAUGUAGAAAAAAAGUUAUAGUAUAUGUAUGUCGUUUUUUAGCAAUAUUAAUUGUUUUGGAAUUGAAAUGUAACAUUGCAAUAUUAAAUACAAUUAUUGAAAUACACAAACAUAUCUUUGAUUUUACAAUAACUUCUAAAAAUACACAGUUGAUAAAUAUCAGUCUGGGUUCACGAAUAUGCUUAUAGAAACAUUAUUAAUUUUAUGUAUAAUUAAUUUGUUUACACCG
This is a messenger RNA of Pieris brassicae (large cabbage white), 1617 nucleotides long. RefSeq names its product juvenile hormone acid O-methyltransferase-like. The transcript is spliced from 6 exons. The record is from RefSeq and is a predicted model, not a curated record. The coding region runs from base 588 to 1409 and encodes 273 amino acids. Lineage: Eukaryota; Metazoa; Arthropoda; Insecta; Lepidoptera; Pieridae.